Messenger RNA from Oncorhynchus gorbuscha (pink salmon), 2587 nucleotides. RefSeq names its product aquaporin-12-like. The transcript has 3 exons. Gene Ontology annotation, biological process: transmembrane transport. Gene Ontology annotation, cellular component: membrane; cytoplasm. The record is from RefSeq and is a predicted model, not a curated record. Gene Ontology annotation, molecular function: channel activity. NCBI's taxonomy places the organism in Eukaryota, Metazoa, Chordata, Actinopteri, Salmoniformes, Salmonidae. Bases 1289 to 2125 code for a protein of 278 amino acids.
GAAACAAGGACCAACACUUUACUUACAUGUUGCAUUCAUAUUUUUGUUCAGUGUAUGUUCUUCAGAGAGAUCAGACCAGGUAAUAUUACCUUUUUUUUUGGUGUUGUGGUGGAAUUUCUACCCUUAAUCAAUAAUGAGGAGUGGAGUUAGCUUCUGGGUUAAAUACUAUCUCAGGAUAGGCGCAACUUCAGAUAUGACAUACAAUGGUUCCAAACACUAACCCCACACAUCUUGUGCCAGACCUUGGGCCCCAAAUACAAAUAACUUGUUUUGUUCAGUACUAAGAACUUGGGACAUUUGUUGUUACUUUGUUCUCUCCCCUAAUUCAAGUUGGAAACUAUCUCCCCCUUGGAGGUGACUGACACAGACACUGUGGAGACAAGUGAUUGGUUCCCCAUUACUCACACCAUCCCUUCACAUGGUAUGCAAUAAAGACAAACAGUUCACAUAUGGAAACAAUGUUUCCUUCUGACCUCCUUUGCCAUACUCCUUGCUGAUAUUCUGUAUAGCAACAGGGACGUGAUAGAUAAGGCAGACUUCUCCCUUCUCUGGACCCAAGGUGACUGAGGCCCAUGAGGGAGGAAGCGCAGCUGCCAACACCAGAGCCCGAAAGGAGAUAUUCUAAUAACAGUUUCAACAGUUCAAUCAUGUAAGCAUAUUCUGCAGAUAAGACAUCUUAAAUAUCUGUAUUACUUAGCUGAUUCUGAUUUCUCCACCACAAUCUUUCCCCAGAAACAGGUUCCAAAACAGAACAAUAGCUCUGUUACUGGUGUGCAGGAUAUAACCUUUAGUCUGUCCAGGAUCAAGAGGAACCAGUCAGUUUCUGUCAUAUUCUCGGUUGAGUGCCCAGACAUCAUGGGUUCAUUCUACACACACACAGAACAGUUAGAACAGGCCUAUAUCAAUGCGCGCAGACACCUUUCUAUGUUAUAUGAGUUACUUUUUAACAAUCUCAAGCCCAAUGUCUAGGCUUGAAGGAUAUCUUAGUACACAAGCAUUAUUAAGGUUUAACAGACAUUUCCCUCAGGGUCAAUAAACUAUAUCUUUGUUGUAAGUCACAGAAGUAAUUUGCCCUUAUCCCUGGGGCAAAGUAACUUUCCUGAAUUGACCUCGAAAAGGGCAGUGUGUAUUUUGGCAGGUGGUGUGGGAUGAAAAGUCAGUGUUUCUGUGUUGAGAAAAACACUUCUCCACGUUGUCACAAUCACACAGACAGCAAACUGCCCAAAAAGUCAUACACUGUGUGAGAAGAACCAGUGAGGUGUAGUAGCUAGCAUCUGUGGACCUAACUAUGUCUGAACUUGAUGUCUCCCUUGGUUACUUUCUUGCUGUUGUGGCGUUUGGUGCAGUCUUUAGAGUCCUUUUCAGAAAAUGGCCUUGUUUGAGCUUUGCAUUAGAGUUCACAACCUCAUUUGUGCUGGUGGCGUGCUUGCUGGAGGUGCAGACCAUUAUAGAGAUUGGUGAGUGGGCAGAGGGACUGGGAUCAGAUGUUACUCUGACACUACGGUUUGUGGUGCUGCUGACCCAUGGUGUGAUCUGUGCUGGAGCCACUGGAAACCCCUCCCUGACUCUGAUGAAUUUCCUGCUGCUGGAGACCCCUACUCUGCACACUCUGCUGGCUUUGGCUGCUCAGUUCCUGGGGGCACACCUGGCCCUGAUUGUAGCUGGCUACUACUGGGCAAUGGAGCUCAAUGACAUGCACAUAAUUAAGAACCUGCUAUUCAGGGAGUGCAGCACAGCCCUGCAUGUCUCCCUGGUGCAGGGGGUCUAUUGUGAGUGUGUGUGUGCAUUCAUCUUUUAUCUGAUAUACCUCAGCCUGAGAUGUCGCGCUGCGUUGGUUCGGGUGCCUUUCUUUGCAGCUGUGCUCACUCUUCUCUCCCAUGCAGCCAGUGGUUAUACCUCAGCUUUCCUGAACCCCUCCCUGGCCUAUGGCCUUACCUUCUACUGUCCUGGGUUUACCUUUACGGAGUACUCAGUGGUCUACUGCCUUGGGCCCAUUAUUGGAAUGACCCUGGCCCUUCUCCUGUACAUGGGUCACAUCCCCAGGAUUUUUGCAAAGAAUCUGCUGUAUUCCCAGAAGACCCACAUACAGGUGCCAAAGGGGGACGGAGAUGAAAAGAAAAAGUGAAAGAAAGACAUCAUCCACCUCAACUGAGGCAAUAUAGGACAUAUGAGUGCAUUAGGAACACACUACUCAAUUUCGUUCCUAUUGGGAGAAGAUAUUUCAUUAGGGACGCCAGGGUAGCCUAGUGGUUAGAGCAUUGGACUAGUAACCGAAAGGUUGCAAGUUCAAACCCCCGAGCUGACAAGGUACAAAUCUGUCGUUCUGCCCCUGAACAGGCAGUUAACCCACUGUUCCUAGGCCGUCAUUGAAAAUAAGAAUUUGUUCUUAACUGACUUGCCUAGUAAAAUAAAAAGGUAAAAUAAAAUGCACUGAGCAUUAUAUUCAACAGCCUAUUCUCUCCUUAAGUUACUGACAAAAAAGGUGUAGGCUGUAGAACAUCUGUACAUUUAUGAUAGUACAAGUUACAACUCAUAUCGCCUGUGUUCUUACAGAAGUAAUAAAUAUAUUAAAAAUAAAUGUUUAUGA